UCUGUUUUGAAUAUUUUUACUUUGUUCAAAGGCACUUAUGACAAGGCAAAGAUGAGGGCCAAGAAGGCGGAAUGCGAGUUGGCUGUCGACACCACGGAGCUGUCGGCGAUGCUGCUGCGGGUGCAGCUGGAGGUGCGGCAGCAGAACAGGGACGUCCUGCAUGAGCUGCAGCAGCUGAGGCAUGAAGUACGGGUCGUGUCUGAGAGGCUGGAUGAAACUGAGCCUCUCGACAAGACCCGUGCACUGUCUCAGCCUGCCUUGUCGACGGUGCCUCCAGUUCUUCCUCGGCUACCUGCCGACAAUAUUAAAGAAUUAGAGGCAGCCGUGCGGGAUGAGCCUGUGGCUGCCACCUUGCACAAGCACCUCCUGCAAAUAGGAGGGAAGUCACUGCGCGAGGUGCCAUCGUAUGCCAUGAAGGCUGUAAUGGCGCACCCCGUCCAAGUGAUUUACAGCCUUCAUAGCAGGAGGGGGAAGAGGGCAUUCAUCAAUUUGAAGUUAUGCCGGAUAGUCACAGAUGUCAUCUGUGCGAAAGAGGGGGGGCGACCUGACACAAGCACAGGACUUCAUUAAGUGGUUGCCAGGGUCUGUGGACAGCGGUUGUGGCAGGAAGAGGCGUUUCACAGAAACGUUUGCAGCAGAGCAGCCCGAUGAUCCCUCCCUUCGGGGCAGGAAUCAUUGCCUGCCCACUGCUGCCCUCUCCCUGCCCCACCCAUGCCCUCAGGUCCCUGGCAAGUCCACCGUCGGUCCCUCCUGUCCGGCUGCUGCUGCCCCUGCUCCUUCCCCU
This is a messenger RNA of Dermacentor silvarum, 784 nucleotides long. RefSeq lists its product as uncharacterized. The transcript is spliced from 4 exons. The coding region runs from base 52 to 570 and encodes 172 amino acids. NCBI's taxonomy places the organism in Eukaryota, Metazoa, Arthropoda, Arachnida, Ixodida, Ixodidae. The record is from RefSeq and is a predicted model, not a curated record.